This is a messenger RNA of Lagopus leucura (white-tailed ptarmigan), 2250 nucleotides long. RefSeq names its product cystinosin, lysosomal cystine transporter (gene CTNS). Gene Ontology annotation, cellular component: lysosomal membrane. Lineage: Eukaryota; Metazoa; Chordata; Aves; Galliformes; Phasianidae. Gene Ontology annotation, molecular function: L-cystine transmembrane transporter activity. The transcript is spliced from 11 exons. Gene Ontology annotation, biological process: L-cystine transport. The record is from RefSeq and is a predicted model, not a curated record. Bases 172 to 1311 code for a protein of 379 amino acids.
CGCUUCGCUCGGACGCGCCCAAGAUGGCGCCCGGGAGCGGCCACAGCGUGACACCGCUCGGCGGAGCGUGAGGCGAGGAGGCGAUAGGCAGUCGCCUCACGUGAGGAGUUGAAAAGGGAAGAGCCGGGCUGUGUGGGACAGAGCUGCGGCGCUAGAAGGAGUUCAUCCACCAUGAAGAUGAGACAGCUCUUCCCUCCUGUUCUGCUCCUCGCACUUGUGCUGCUGGGGCACGGCGAUCAGUGCUCGGCUGUCCCUGCUCGGACCCAGAGAGAUGGAGUCAUUGUACUCUCUGUCCCUGAAGUGGUUUUGUUAGAAAAUGAGAGUUCAACAAAUGUCACGAUAUCUCUGAGGGCUCCAUUAAAUGAGACAUUGGUGAUAACUCUUAAUAUUACACAUUCAUCAAAACACAGCACCAUUGUUGAGCUACCAGAUGAAAUUCAGCUGCCUGCAGGUCACACUAAGGCAGGCUUUCAAGUGAAAGCAGAUGAUGUUGGACAAGUAACAGUUUAUCUUUAUACCAGUAAUUCCAACUUAACUGGACCUAGGAUUCAAUUUCAAGUGAUUCAUAGCAUCAUAGUGAAAUAUGCUGAUGAGGUGAUUGGAUGGAUCUAUUUCCUUGCUUGGUCUAUCUCCUUCUAUCCUCAACUGUUUGAGAACUGGCGACGAAAAAGUGUUGUUGGACUAAGCUUUGACUAUAUAGCACUAAACCUUACUGGCUUCAUAGCAUACAGUGUGUUUAACGUUGGACUCUUCUGGAUUCCCUUAAUUAAGGAAGAAUUCUUACUCAGUUACCCCAGUGGAGUGAACCCUGUGGCUAUCAAUGAUGUUUUCUUCAGUCUCCAUGCAGUAGCUCUAACACUGCUCACCAUUAUCCAGUGCUGUAUUUAUGAGCGAGCAGGUCAGAAAGUAUCCAAAACUGUUGUUGGACUACUGGCACUUGCAUGGAUUUUUACGUUUACAACGUUGUUUCUUGCUGCAGCUGAGGAGAUGACAUGGCUACAGUUCUUAUUCUGCUUCUCUUACAUUAAGUUAGCAGUGACACUGAUAAAAUAUUUUCCACAGGCAUAUAUGAAUUUCCGUCGGAAGAGUACAGAAGGAUGGAGCAUUGGAAAUGUAUUAUUAGAUUUCAUCGGUGGAAGCUUCAGCCUUCUGCAGAUGUUUUUGCAGUCAUACAACAAUGAUGAGUGGAAAUUGAUCUUUGGAGAUCCAACCAAAUUUGGCCUGGGUGUCUUCUCCAUCAUCUUCGAUAUUGUUUUUAUGGUUCAGCACUACUGCCUUUAUAGGAGAUGGGGGUAUGAACCUUGUGAAUGACAGCUCUGAACAUUAAGAACUGAACUUGCCUCUUCCUGGCCAAGGGAUUUGAAGAUGCCUACUACCAGUUAUCAGAAAUACUGAUUAUUUAUUCUGAUCUGUUUAUAUUUUAAUCUGCCCUGGUAUGGAAUACAAGCUGCCUUGCCAAAUACUUUAAAGGAUAUCAGGCUAUCUAGCCUCCACUUGCAGAUGGAAGACUCAUGCCUGUGGAACUAACAACAGGAAAGAAACCAAAACUGCAUUUUUUCAAUUGUGUACCACUCCCAAAGUUCUGGCUUCCAAAAAUGAGAUCAUAUUAAACCACUUAAGAUAUUAAUAACUAAAGGUGGUCUGUGGAUUUAAGCUCUGCUGCUGCUGACUCUUUGCAGACCAAACCACAGUAGAGCACCGCUCAGGAUGGCUGGCAACAGCAGUAGUGGUAACUGAAGGAGUAAUGAAGUUGCUAGGGGAAUAACUAAAAAAAAAAAAAAAAAAAACAAAAAAAGACAACUACAGCUGUUAGAACUUUUUCUCUAGGAGGAAAAAAAAAAAAGCACUGAUAAUAAGAAACUGUAUUCCUAGCUCACUUAAGCCUCUUUCAAAGGUGCUAAGACAAAUGCACUAACUUAACUCUGCUUGGUUCCACUGACAUGCCUUGAAUUCUAAACUGUGGAUGGUAAUGAUUAGACUGUCAAAGGUGUUGUUUUGAAGUGGAUCAUGUCAAUUAACAGCCCACUAAUUAAAGGUAUCAAACACAUUUUUGUUCUGUGCAACUUUCCAAGUAUGUGUUGUGUGUUCCAGGAAAUUGCUACAAAAACCCAACAAUGAAAUCAGAACUUGCUAACCUUGACUGCAUUGUAAUGAUGUAGUCCAAAAUCUGUCAUUUGAAGGCAGAAAUGAUGUCUCAGCUGGAAGCAGUUGAGUGAUAUGGCAUUAUUAAAUGUAAGGAGAAACAACUCA